UGGAUCAUCACCAUCGGAGACCCCUACUCAGACAACCACCAAGAGAGACGGACUCUGCAAGCUCCUCUGUCAUCCAGAGGAAGAGACUGCGAAGAUCCUACUGCUGAAACCCAUAAACCGGAGGAGACCACAAGACACAGCUUUGCCAGCCAGCUGCGGUCUGUCUCUUUCCAAAAGAUUUAACUCCAAAUUAACCAACUUCAGCUCCCAAACAGGUUCAGAGGUGUUUUCCUACCUGCAGUGAUGGGGGGUAACACCAGGAUCUUUGCUUCAGUCUGUCUGCUGCUCUGCUGGAUGCUGCUCAUCCACCCAGCCAGAGGUGGAAAUCCAUCUUCAAAGAUCACAACCAUACCACUCGACAUGUCUGUCAAUGCUGUUGAUGACAUGUACUUUGGCUGCACUGAACAAAUGAGGAAUAAACUCAAAAACAAACGGGACCAGCUGAGCAUAUCUAACAAAUCCCAGAAAGAUUUAAAAAACUGCUUGGAAAAGGCUAAAAAGAAAACAGACAAUGCAGCUCUUACCCCAGAUCAUGUGCAGGCAAUCUGUACAUACACAUCUGAUGGCAUUUAUAAGGAGUUUAAUAGAGCAGUCAGGGAAGACAAGAGCAAGUAUGGGAAGUCCUUCCCAUACCAGUCUUUACAUUUCUGGCUAACAGAUGCCAUACAAGUCCUGAAUGAAGCUAGGAGGAAGGCACUGAAAAAGCCAGAAAGCUGUGAGACAACUUAUCGAAGAACCCAUGACGUAUUUACUGGAAAAGUCAACAACAGAAUUCGGUUAGGUUCCUUUUCUUCCACCUCUCGCAGAACUAACCUGACAUUCUUUGGUAAAGAAACCUGUUUUGUAAUUGAAACCUGUCUAGCAGCUUAUGUGGCAGAUUAUUCAAUCUAUGACCAGGAGGAGGUUCUGAUACCUCCAUAUGAAACAUUCAAGAUAACAAAGAAAAUUGAGGAUAAUAAAGAUAAACCUGCAGGUCUGACUGACUGUAAAGUCGUCUAUGAGUUGAAGCAUGCAGGAGGUAAAAGUGUUUUAAACUGUAAAACAUCAGGUGUAGCUGCAGCUGCAAGAGAAGUUACGCAGCAGAAUUAAAAACUAUCUUAGCUGCUGCUGAAAUAUUUACCAUAAGAAUCCAUCUGUGAGGCUUCAGCCUUAUUCAGAACAUCUCUGUGUCUAACAUGUGUCUCAGUGUGAAAUCAAUAAACAUGUUG
Messenger RNA from Lates calcarifer (barramundi perch), 1208 nucleotides. RefSeq names its product T-cell ecto-ADP-ribosyltransferase 1-like. The transcript has 3 exons. Gene Ontology annotation, molecular function: NAD+-protein-arginine ADP-ribosyltransferase activity; NAD+ poly-ADP-ribosyltransferase activity. The record is from RefSeq and is a predicted model, not a curated record. Bases 244 to 1089 code for a protein of 281 amino acids. Lineage: Eukaryota; Metazoa; Chordata; Actinopteri; Centropomidae.